AACAAAUUCUUGUUCUAUGAUAACAAUAUAAUUAUGAAAAGGUUAGUUGGUGUUUUGUUUUUAUGAUAUGGGUUAUUGUUUUAUUGAAGCUUAGCAUUUACUAGUGAUAACUAAUUUUUUAGUAAUUCCAAAGAUCGACAGAAACCAUGAAAAUGAAACUCGUAGAUCAAGUUGUUCGGAGCUUUAGAGUGGCAAAAGUUUUCAGAGAAAAUACUGACAAAAUUAAUAGUAUAGAUUUCUCAGCAAAUGGAGAAACCCUCAUAUCAUGUAGUGAAGAUGAUCAAAUAGUGAUAUAUGAUUGUGAAAAAGGCACACAAAUUCGAACUGUGAACAGUAAAAAAUAUGGAGUUGAUUUAAUACAUUUUACACAUGCUAAAGAUACUGCUAUUCAUAGUUCUACAAAAGUUGACGAUACUAUAAGAUAUUUAUCUCUGCAUGACAAUAAGUACUUGAGGUAUUUUCCAGGACACACCAAAAAGGUUGUUUCACUUUGUUUAUCUCCAGUAGAAGAUACAUUUUUAUCUGGUUCAUUAGAUAAAACUCUAAGAUUAUGGGAUCUCAGAUCCCCUAACUGUCAGGGCCUCAUGCACUUGGCUGGAAGGCCAGUAGCAGCUUUUGAUCCGGAAGGAUUAAUUUUUGCUGCUGGAGUAAAUUCCGAGUGCAUAAAGUUAUAUGACCUUAGAUCAUUUGACAAGGGACCUUUUGUCACAUUCAAACUCACUCAAGAGAAAGAAUGUGAUUGGACUGGUCUGAAAUUUUCUCGUGACGGCAAAACGAUUUUGAUAAGUACUAAUGGAUCAAUAAUUAGAUUAAUCGAUGCAUUCCAUGGCACACCUCUCCAAACAUUUGCCGGGCAUCUGAACAAUAAAGGGAUACCUAUAGAAGCAUCGUUCAGUCCCGAUUCACAAUUUAUCUUUAGUGGAUCUACUGAUGGAAGAGUUCAUGUUUGGAAUGCUGAUACUGGCUUCAAAGUUUGCGUUUUGAACGCUGACCAUCCAGGACCAGUGCAAUGUGUGCAAUUCAACCCUAAAUUGAUGAUGUUAGCAUCUGCUUGCACUAAUAUGGCUUUUUGGCUGCCUACAGUGGAAGAAAGUUGAAAAUAAGUUUGAUUUUCUUGGAUCAGAGGAGAUUUUGAAGAAUAUUUCCAUUGAGAAAUUAAGUUUUCGAUUCGCUUAUUUUGAUAGCUGAUCUCAAAAUUGUCUUUUUUUUCUAUUUUACCAUAUGCACAUUUUGUAUAAAACCAAAGGAAUUUUUCUUAAUUGAAAAGAAUGGCAUUGAUUUCAUAAUAUGAACAAUAUUUUCUAUACUUUUGUGCAAAAUAAUUUGUAUAUAUAUUUUAAAAACUUCAAAAUCCACAAUUUCAUUUAAAUUUAUAGUGUGAAGUACUAAAUUACAUUAAAUUAUUUUUAUAUUUUAUAAUAAGUUCAUUAUUUUGGGAUAUACCCAAGUUGAAAUAUUUUCAUGUAAAAAUUUUGUUAAUGUAAUAAAAAUUAAUUCUUACUAUCA
Messenger RNA from Harmonia axyridis, 1506 nucleotides. It is a transcript of the gene Wdr82, whose product is annotated as WD repeat-containing protein 82. The transcript is spliced from 4 exons. Gene Ontology annotation, cellular component: Set1C/COMPASS complex. The record is from RefSeq and is a predicted model, not a curated record. NCBI's taxonomy places the organism in Eukaryota, Metazoa, Arthropoda, Insecta, Coleoptera, Coccinellidae. Gene Ontology annotation, molecular function: protein binding; chromatin binding. Bases 147 to 1097 code for a protein of 316 amino acids.